AUGAAUGAAUAUAACAACCUUUUGGAUUCUGUCAUGACUCAUCAAGAACGCCCUGAGCCGGAAGAGUCGCAGAUACAGAGUGUUAGAAAUCGGGUGGAUGGUAAAAGGCCGGUUUACUCCGAAAUCACGUUUCUUGUUGAUUGGAGUGAUCUUAAGCGCGCUAGACCCACGAUCGAAAAGGGGGGUCUUGAGAAUAUGCUCGCACGUUACUCUACUUGGCCGUGUUUCCAUGCGAUAUACGAGGAUACAUCCGCAAGAUCCAGCGAUCCACGAUGGCUGAGAUUAGACAACUGUGCGAUUGCAGCUUGGGGUACGCGAGAACCUGGACUUCACGUUUGA
Messenger RNA from Fusarium venenatum, 339 nucleotides. The record is from RefSeq and is a predicted model, not a curated record. Lineage: Eukaryota; Fungi; Ascomycota; Sordariomycetes; Hypocreales; Nectriaceae.